UGUGUCUAAAGGAAAAAGGGGCAGGGGUUUGGGGAUGAGGAUGGUGAGUCCUGAGCAGUUGCUCCUCGAAGCCUUUCAUGGCUGCUAAGCUUCUUCCUUUGGGUUCUACUUGUUAGGCUUCAGCUUCUCAAAUGUUGAACUGAGCCCAAACCAGGAGCUUAUCUGCAUGGCUAGUGUCUUGGGUAGUGCUCAUGGAAUGGGGACAAUGAGGGCAAGAGCCUAGGUUUUGAUUCUCAUAGACGUGUUGGCUCCCUUCACUCUGUGUUGAAGACGUAGACCACUAGUCACAUAGAGGGAGGUUUAGUGAGGGUGCGUGGACCACACAGGUAGCGUCCCUGGUAGUAGUGCCUGUGAAGAAACGAACCUUUAUCUAGUCAGCACAUGGUAGACCCCUGCCGUGGGAAUAUUCUCCAGAGCAUGAUAGAGUCAUCUUAGCGGAUGUGAUAUGAAGGACAUGAAGACCAGAUGACCUGUGAUGGGGUUCGGUGUGUAGGAAGCGCCCAGAACACACGUUAGAGUCAUCUUAGCGGAUGUGAUACGAAGAACAUGAAGACCAGAUGGCCUGUGAUGGGGUUCGGUGCAUAGGAGUGCCCAGAAACCUCUCAUUCGACUAGGAGGCAGUUAAGGGGGCAGAUAAAGAUAGCCAAGAGGCGAGUCGUGAUGGCGUCCCUCUACCUGGGGACAGGUCCUUUGGAACAGGAGCUGGUGGAUUGCCUGGAAAGCACUCUGGAAAAGUCACUCCAAGCAAAGUUCCCUUCAGACCUCAAGGUCUCCAUCCUCUUAGACUUCACACGGGGCUCAAGAGGCAGGAAGAACUCCCGCACCAUGCUGCUCCCACUGCUGCAGAGGUUUCCUGAGCAGGUCCGGGUGUCGCUUUUCCACACUCCCAACCUGCGUGGGCUUCUCCGCCUCCUCAUGCCCGAGCGCUUCAACGAGACCAUCGGCCUCCAGCAUAUCAAAGUGUAUCUCUUUGACAACAGCGUGAUCCUGAGCGGCGCCAACCUGAGUGACUCCUACUUCACCAACCGCCAGGACCGCUACGUAUUCUUGCAGGACUGCCCGGAGGUGGCCGACUUCUUCACGGAACUGGUGGACGCCGUAGGGGACGUGUCCCUGCAGCUACAGGGGGAUGACACGGUGCAGGUGGUGGAGGGCAUGGUGCACCCCUACAAAGGUGACCGGGCAGCCUAUUGCAAGGCUGCCAACAAGAGGGUCAUGGAUGUGAUCAACUCAGCACGGACCCGCCAGCAGCUGCUGCACGCCCAGACCUUCCACAGUGACUCCCUCCUGACACAGGAAGACGCUGCUGCCGCCGGCGACCGGAGGCCAGCCCCUGACACCUGGAUUUACCCGCUGAUCCAGAUGAAGCCCUUUGAGAUCCAGAUUGACGAGAUUAUCACUGAGACUCUGCUGACUGAGGCCGAGCGAGGUGCCAGGAUCUACCUCACCACGGGCUACUUCAACCUGACCCAGGCCUACAUGGACCUGGUCCUGGGCACACGGGCCGACUACCGGAUCCUGCUGGCCUCACCGGAGGUGAACGGCUUUUUUGGGGCCAAGGGCGUGGCCGGUGCCAUUCCGGCAGCCUACGUCCACAUCGAGCGGCAGUUCUACAGAGAGGUGUGCAGCCUGGGCCAACAGGAGCGCGUCCAGCUGCAGGAGUACUGGCGGAGGGGCUGGACCUUUCACGCCAAAGGCCUCUGGCUGUACCUGGCGGGGAGCAGCCUGCCCUGCCUCACGCUGAUUGGCUCUCCUAAUUUUGGGUACAGGUCAGUUCACCGGGACCUGGAGGCUCAGAUCGCCAUCGUGACGGAAAACCGAGCCCUGCAGCAACAGCUCCACCAGCUGCAUUUCUCAACUCCUCCAUAUCUGGUCUUGGAGGUCUUCCGGAAACCCAGGCUUCCCAGCUCCUCUAAGGGAUGUUUUGCAGAGGCAACUUGUACAGACUGGCCUGUCCCUUGCCCCGAGCAUGCCCGCUGGUCUCUGGGCCGCGGCUGACACGUGAGGAGCAAGAGCAGCUCUACCUGAGGUCAGGUGUGGUGUCCUCAGCCACCUUUGAGCAGCCAAGCCGGAAGGUGAAGCUCUGGGUGAAGAUGGUGACCCCACUAAUUAAGAACUU
This is a messenger RNA of Loxodonta africana (African savanna elephant), 2119 nucleotides long. RefSeq names its product phosphatidylglycerophosphate synthase 1 (gene PGS1). Gene Ontology annotation, molecular function: CDP-diacylglycerol-glycerol-3-phosphate 3-phosphatidyltransferase activity. Gene Ontology annotation, biological process: cardiolipin biosynthetic process. The record is from RefSeq and is a predicted model, not a curated record. Lineage: Eukaryota; Metazoa; Chordata; Mammalia; Proboscidea; Elephantidae. The coding region runs from base 661 to 1998 and encodes 445 amino acids. Gene Ontology annotation, cellular component: mitochondrion. The transcript has 9 exons.